Phytophthora sojae is the source of this 3858-nucleotide messenger RNA. Its product is annotated as pleiotropic drug resistance protein ABC superfamily. The record is from RefSeq and is a predicted model, not a curated record. NCBI's taxonomy places the organism in Eukaryota, Oomycota, Peronosporomycetes, Peronosporales, Peronosporaceae. Gene Ontology annotation, molecular function: ATP hydrolysis activity; ABC-type transporter activity; ATP binding. The transcript is spliced from 2 exons. The coding region runs from base 1 to 3858 and encodes 1285 amino acids. Gene Ontology annotation, cellular component: membrane.
AUGGCACAAGGGUCCCGUGCACUGCACGAACACGUCGCCACGACGAUGCAGGCCACGCUCGGCCAACCGCUCCCGCAGAUGGAGGUGCGGCUCCACAACGUGUCCGUGUCUGCCGACAUCGUCGUCAAGGAUGAGACCGACCUCAAGACGGAGCUACCCACGCUCAUCAACACCGUCAAGAUGGCUGCCAUUCGCAUGAUCGCCAAGAAGCACGUGGUGACCAUAACCAUCCUGCGCAACUUCAGCGGCGUGUUCAAGCCGGGCUCCAUGACGCUCGUGCUGGGCCAGCCCGGCUCCGGCAAGUUCUCGCUGCUCAAGCUGCUAGCCGGCAGGCUCCCGACCGACAGGCGCGUGCGCGUGGACGGUGAGGUGACGUACAAUGGCGUUCCACAGGAAGAGCUGCGCGCGCGACUGCCGCAGUUCGUGUCCCUGGUAGAUCAGCAUGACAAGCACUUCCCGACGCUCACGGUCAAGGAGACGCUUGAGUUCGCCCACGCGUGCACUGACAGCAGGCUGCCGAAGCAUGAGGAGAAGCUGUACUCGUGCGGGACAUCUGAACAGAACCAGGCAGCGCUCGACGUCCUUCGAGCCAUGUACGAGCCCCACCCGGACGUGGUGAUUCGUCAACUCGGUCUGGAAGCGUGCCAGGACACGAUUCUGGGCAACGCCAUGCUGCGCGGUGUGUCGGGCGGCGAGCGCAAGCGCGUGACGACUGGCGAGAUGGAGCUCGGCAACAAGUUCGUGCUGCUGAUGGACGAGAUCAGCACGGGACUCGACAGCGCAGCGACGUUUGACAUCAUCUCGACGCAACGCAGUCUGGCCACGACGUUACACAAGACGGUGGUCAUCUCGCUCUUGCAGCCGUCCCUGGAGGUGUUUGCUCUCUUCGACGACGUCAUUCUGCUAAACGACGGGUACGUGCUGUACCAUGGCCCCGUAUCGGAGGCGCAGGCGUACUUCGAGCGAUUGGGCUUCAAGUGCCCCGAGAACCGCGACGUCGCCGAUUUCCUGCUGGAUCUGGGAACGGACAAGCAAAAGCAGUACGAAGUGGGGGCGUGUCCGGCCAGUGCGCGCGAGUUCGCGGACGCCACCUCCCAUUUUAUGCACGUUCGGCCAGAGUUCCACCAGAGUUUCUGGGAUGGCACUCGCACGCUGAUCCAGCGUCAAGUGACGGUAAUUCUGCGCAAUAGAGCUCUCCUUAAGAGCCGGCUGUUGAUGUCUCUGUUGAUGGGGCUGUUGAACGGCAGUACCUUCUUCCAGUUCAACGAAGCAGACGCGCAGGUGGUUAUUGGCAUGGUGUACGUGGCGAUCAACUUCGUGACGGUCGGUCAGUCCGCCCAAAUGCCGAUCUUCAUGAACCUCCGCGACGUGUUCAACAAGCAGCGUGGGUCGCAUUUCUUCUGGACGUCUUCGUUUGUCUUGGCCACGUCUGUGAGUCAGAUUCCGCUGGCGCUGAUGGAGACUCUACUUUUCGGCUCCAUAAUCUACUGGAUGUGCGGGUUUGUGUCGACGGCCGUGGGGUACUUACUGUUCGGGCUGGUCCUGUUCCUCACCAGUAUGAUGUUCGCCGCUUGGUUCUUCUUCCUCGCCGCCGUUCUACCAGACAUGAACGUUGCGGGGCCGGUCAGCCAACUCUCGCUCUUCUUCACGACGCUCUUCUGUGGCUUCGUGAUCACGAGAGGGCAAAUGCCUGACUAUAUGCUGUGGAUGUAUUGGCUCAGUCCUCAAGCUUGGAGCCUUCGCGCGUCGACUGUGAACCAGUACACGGACCCUCAGUUCAAUGUGUGCGUUUACGAAGGUGUCGACUACUGCGAGACGUACGGCAUAACGAUGAGCGAUUACUCCUUAAGCUCAUUUGAUGUUCCUACGCGGCGUAUGUGGCUGUGGCUCGGCAUUGGUUACUUGAUCGGCAUGUACAUCGUCCUUAUGUGGGUCGCUUGGGCUGUUCUGGAGUUUCAUCGCAUUGAGGAGCGCCCAAACGUGGUUCUGAAAGACACAGAGACGUCUUCAACGUCUACGGAUUAUACUGCGUUGGCUACUCCAAGAGCAGCCGAAGUGAACAAGUCAUCCGGCAGCGAUGUUUCGAUCCCAAUGACUCAGCCGGCCGACGAAAAGUUCAUUCCGGUCACGUUGGCGUUCAAUGACUUGUGGUACUCCGUGCCCGAUCCAGCGCGGCCCAAAGACACUAUUGACUUGCUCAAAGGCGUCAGCGGGUACGCCCUACCAGGCACCAUCACCGCACUCAUGGGGUCCUCCGGUGCAGGCAAGACCACGCUCAUGGACGUCAUCGCCGGACGCAAGACUGGAGGCCAGAUCCGAGGUGAAAUCCUGCUCAACGGCCACCCCGCAACAGAGCUGGCCAUCCGUCGAGCCACGGGCUACUGCGAGCAGAUGGACAUCCACUCGGACGCGUCGACGUUCCGCGAGGCACUGACGUUUAGUGCCUUCCUGCGCCAAGACGUCGAUGUUCCUGACAGCCAGAAGUACGACUCGGUGAACGAGUGCCUCGAGCUGCUGGACUUGCACCCGAUCGCCGACCAGAUCAUCCGCGGCAGCUCGACGGAGCAGAUGAAACGCCUGACCAUCGGUGUGGAGCUGGCAGCGCAGCCGAGCGUGCUGUUCCUGGACGAGCCGACGAGUGGUUUGGACGCUCGAUCGGCCAAGCUCAUCGUGGACGGUGUGCGCAAGGUGGCGGACACGGGGCGUACCGUCGUGUGUACGAUCCACCAGCCGUCGGCUGUGGUGUUCGAAGUGUUCGACAGUCUUCUGCUGCUGAAGCGCGGCGGUGAGAUGGUCUUCUUCGGAGAUCUCGGUGCGAAGGCGACCAAGCUGGUCGAGUACUGCGAAUCGAUCGACGGCGUGGCGAGGCUUGAGAAAGACUACAACCGAGCGACGUGGAUGCUGGAGGUCAUCAGCGCAGGAGUGGGCAAUGACAAUGGGUCGAAGACGGAUUUCGUGUCGCUCUUCAAGUCGAGCGCGCAGUUCCGUCGACUUGAAUCGGAUCUGAAUCGCGGGGGUGUUGCCCGUCCUUCGCCCUCUUUGCCGGCGUUGGAGUUCAAGCGCAAGCGCGCGGCGAAUAACUGGGUGCAGGCGGCGUUCUUGACCAAGCGGUGGUGCGAUUUGUAUUGGCGAACGCCGUCAUUCAACUUGACUCGGUUUAUCGUGUCGAUCGUCUUGGCGAUCUCACUCGGAAUUUCGUACUUGAACACGGAGUACAUCUCAUACCAAGGCGUCAACUCAGGCAUGGGGAUGGUGUACAUGGCGGCGGUGAACGUGACGAUUAUCACCUUCAAUGGCUCACUUCCGAUCGCGUGCAAGGAGCAGACAGUGUUCUACCGUGAGCGAGCAUCCGAGUCCUAUGGCGCGUUCUGGUACUACGCCGGCGCUACGCUCGUCGAGAUUCCGUACUGCUUCGGCUCGACUUUGUUGUUUCUAGCGAUAUUCUACCCGAUGGCUGAGUUCACGGGCGUCGCUGCGUUCUUCACAUUCUGGCUCAACUUGUCGCUAAUUGUGCUGCUGAUGGCCUACUAUGGCCAGUUCCUCGCGUUCUUGCUGCCAAGCCUUGAGGUCGCGUCAGUGUUUAUGGUGAUCGUCAACAUUGUCUGCACCCUGUUCACCGGGUUCAAUCCUCCCGCGGUCGCUAUCCCCCGCGGCUACAAGUGGAUCUACCACAUCGUUCCGAACAAGUACGCGUUUGCCAGUCUGGCUGCUAUUGUAUUUGGCGACUGCCCCAGUGAUCGAGACGGCAGUGCGCGAGGCUGCCAAACGAUGACUGGUACUCCCCAGAGCUUGCCCCAAGGCGUCACCUUGAACGACUAUCUCGAAACCACGUUCCUCAUCAAGCACAGCGACAUUUAG